Microtus ochrogaster (prairie vole) is the source of this 1653-nucleotide messenger RNA. RefSeq names its product family with sequence similarity 107 member A (gene Fam107a). The record is from RefSeq and is a predicted model, not a curated record. NCBI's taxonomy places the organism in Eukaryota, Metazoa, Chordata, Mammalia, Rodentia, Cricetidae. Gene Ontology annotation, biological process: actin filament bundle assembly; actin filament polymerization; regulation of actin cytoskeleton organization. Gene Ontology annotation, cellular component: stress fiber; neuron projection; synapse.
GGAGCCUACAGUAACCAGAUCCCUGGGCGGGCGGGUGGAGCAGCCAGGCGCGUCACUAUCACCGAGACGCUGCUCAGGCCCUCAGUCCAGGCUCAGCGGUGGGGACACUCAGCUCGGGGCAUGGCGCAGAAGCUGGGCGAGUGGUCCAAGGUGCCCGCCGAGGCUACCGGGCUGUACCGGGCGAUGCUGCUCAGGUCGGCUUCAAUGUACUCGGAGAUCCAGAGGGAGAGGGCAGACAUUGGGGGACUCAUGGCUCGGCCAGAGUAUAGAGAGUCAUGGAAUCCAGAGCUCAUCAAACCCAAGAAGCUGCUGAACCCUGUGAAGGCCUCUCGAAGCCACCAGGAGCUACACCGGGAGCUGCUCAUGAAUCACAGAAGGGGCCUGGGUGUGGACAGCAAACCCGAACUGCAGCGGGUCCUGGAGCACCGUCGCUGGAAUCAGUUGAUCAAGAAGAAAGAGGAGGAGCUGGAAGCCAAGCGGCUUCAGUGCCCCUUCAGGCAGGAGCUUCUGAGAAGGCAGCAGAGAUUGAACCAGAUGGAAAACCCUCCACAGAGAGAAGAGGACCACGCCCCUGAGUUCAUCAAAGUCCGGGAAAACCUGCGCAGAAUCGCCACGGAGGAGAGAGCACUGUAGAGUUGCCUCUAUUCAGAGCCUGCCUCUCACUCUGACCCUCCUAAUCCAGAAGGCCCUGGCAUACCGUGAUGUCAGGAAGGCAGACCUGAGAGGCUGGCGAUCCCUGGGAAACUGGGGAUCCCCGCACCCCAUAGGGAGGUCUCUGUAGGGACUUUUCCUUCUGAGCACCUAUCCUUCCUGUGCUAAGACGAAGCCACUGCCAGGAAAGACCUUCCCGAGGUGCCCUCCCCAGUCCCACUCACCAAGUGGGCUUCCCCAGCACAAGUGGGAAGGAAGGCCAAAUGUCCUUCCACUCUGCCUCGGCUUCCCAACAAGUCCCUGCUUUUGGGAGAAGCCCAGCUCCUGGUGGCGGGAACAUCUCAGUUCUGGCUUGACCCGGGGCCAAGGAUGCCUUGGAAAUCACAGAGCAAAGAAGGGGCCUUUCUGUGGCAAGGAAGUGGGCAUGGGAGGUCACAGCAGGCUGUGACCAAGAGGGAAGAGUCCUAACCAAGGCAGCUUCGGGCCCUGCUGGCUUGCCACACGCUGCCGCUUUUUCCCUCCGCACCUGUCCUCCCUGAAUUGCUAACCGCAUCUCACCUCAGUGCUCCGGCUUCCAGCAUAGAACAGCACAUUGCCAACUUCACUGUACAUACCAUACACACAUGUAUGUACAUACAUGUACAUGUCAUACAAACUGGAGAGCCCUGGAAACAGUCCCUGGAAGGUGCGUGUCUAACACACUCCCAGGGAAAGCCCAGGACACUGGCUUGAGUAGAUAGCUAGACUGAAGCAUCCAAUACCCUUGGUUCCCUGGCCUGGAGGGUCCCAGUGCCGGCUCUAAAGUCCGUAUUCAUUCGCUAGCCAUAGCCGUCUCCCCCACCCAUACACACAAAACACACACAGGGACCCGUGGCCUGGGAAACUCUAGCCUAGCAAAUACAAAUGGUCUUGUGAUUGUAACCGCCAAUCUUCCCUAUUUACUGGUGUAACCGCAAUGCAAUUCUAGCCAAAAAGAAAAAAAUAAAUCUUAGCUCUUUAACU